GGUCGUGCAUUGAUGUAUUUGCUUGACACUCUUGGAUUUGAGAGCUUUAACGAUGUUCUACCAAUUUACCUUGGAGAUGACAAAACAGAUGAAGAUGCUUUUAAGGUUAUAAGACACAUUGGAAGAGGAUUUCCCAUCAUUGUUUCUUCAAUUGUCAAGGAGACCAAGGCUUCAUAUUCUCUGCGUGACCCUGCUGAUGUGAUGACUUUCUUGACAUGUUUAGCAAAAUGGAAGAAGAACAUGUUACAGAAAACUAAAUAGACUUAUGAGAUUGUAGGCUAAUUUGUUCCUUUUUAAAUUUAACAAAUUAUCCUUGAGUUUGUAUGUCGAGACAAGGACUUGAGGAUGAUAAUAAUAGGAAAUGAUUCUGUAGAUGUACUUCAGC
Lotus japonicus is the source of this 385-nucleotide messenger RNA. RefSeq names its product probable trehalose-phosphate phosphatase J. Gene Ontology annotation, molecular function: trehalose-phosphatase activity. NCBI's taxonomy places the organism in Eukaryota, Viridiplantae, Streptophyta, Magnoliopsida, Fabales, Fabaceae. Gene Ontology annotation, biological process: trehalose biosynthetic process. The transcript has 2 exons. The coding region runs from base 13 to 261 and encodes 82 amino acids. The record is from RefSeq and is a predicted model, not a curated record.